Camelus dromedarius (Arabian camel) is the source of this 2142-nucleotide messenger RNA. RefSeq names its product vertebrae development associated (gene VRTN). Gene Ontology annotation, cellular component: chromatin. Gene Ontology annotation, biological process: regulation of transcription by RNA polymerase II. The record is from RefSeq and is a predicted model, not a curated record. Lineage: Eukaryota; Metazoa; Chordata; Mammalia; Artiodactyla; Camelidae. The transcript has a single exon. Gene Ontology annotation, molecular function: sequence-specific DNA binding. The coding region runs from base 1 to 2142 and encodes 713 amino acids.
AUGACAUCUCGAGAGCAGCUGGUGCAGCAGGUGCUGCAGGAGCUGCAGGAGGCAGUGGAGUCCGAGGGCCUGGAGGGUCUUGUUGGUGCUGCUCUGGAGGCCAAGGAGGUCCUGUCUUCCUUUGCUCUCCCCACCUGCCGGGAAGGAGGCCCCGGCCCCCAGGUGCUGGAGGUGGACUCAGUGGCCCUGAGCCUGUAUCCAGAGGAUGCUCCCCGGAACAUGUUGCCGCUGGUGUGCAAGGGUGAGGGCAGCCUGCUGUUUGAGGCGGCCAGCAUGCUGCUGUGGGGCGACGCAGGUCUCAGCCUGGAGCUGCGGGCCCGCACCGUGGUGGAGAUGCUGUUGCACAGGCACUACUACCUCCAAGGCAUGAUCGACUCCAAGGUGAUGCUGCAGGCUGUGCGCUAUUCCCUGUGCUCUGAGGAGUCUCCCGAGAUGACCAGCCUGCCGUCUGCCACGCUAGAAGCCAUCUUUGAUGCAGACGUCAAAGCCACCUGCUUUCCUAGCAGCUUCUCCAACGUGUGGCACUUGUACGCCCUCGCCUCUGUCCUUCAGCGCAACAUCUACUCCAUCUAUCCCAUGCGCAACCUCAAGAUCCGGCCCUACUUUAACCGCGUCAUUCGGCCCCGCCGCUGUGACCACAUGCCCGCCACGCUGCACAUCAUGUGGGCUGGCCAGCCCCUCACCAGCCACCUCUUCCGCCACCAGUACUUUGCCCCCGUGGUGGGGCUGGAGGAGGUGGAGGUUGAAAGUGCCACCACUGGGCUGGCCCCGACUCCUCCAGCCCUGGCCUCGCUGCCCCCGCCUGCCAAGACCCUGGAGCUGCUCAACCGGGAACCCGGCCUCAGCUAUUCCCACCUCUGUGAACGCUACAGUGUCACCAAGAGCACCUUCUACCGCUGGCGGCGGCAGUCCCAGGAGCACCGGCAGAAGGUAGCCACCCGCUUCUCAGCCAAGCACUUCCUGCAGGACAGCUUCCAUCACGGGGGCGUCGUGCCACUGCAGCAGUUCCUCCAGAGGUUCCCCGAGAUCUCCCGCUCCACCUAUUAUGCCUGGAAGCACGAGCUCGUGGGCUCUGGCGCCUGCCAGGCCCUGGCCUCCAAGGAGGCUCUGGCGAUGGAGGAGCUGGAGAAGCUGCCGGAGGAGCAGGUUACCGAGGAGCUGGGAUGCUCCUCGCCGGCAGCGUCAAGCCCUGGAAUGGUCUUAAUGCAGCGGGCCAAGUUGUACCUGGAGCACUGCAUCUCCCUGAAUACACUGGUACCCUAUCGCUGCUUCAAACGCAGGUUCCCUGGCAUCUCCCGGUCCACCUACUACAACUGGCGCCGAAAGGCCCUCCGAAGGAACCCCAGCUUCAAGCCAGCACCAGCCCUCUCAGCAGCCGGGGUGCCUCAGCCAGCAUCUGUUGGUGAGAAGGCCUUACCCCCUUGCAAGGAUGAGGCAGGAGAGGGGGCAGGGAAAGCAACAGGUGGGGGACCACCCGCUCCCCGGGAGUUCCUGCCUCUGAGGAUGCCCCUGUCCCGCUGGCAGAGGCGUCUGCGCAGGGCGGCCCGCAGGCAGGUGCUGAGUGGGCACCUCCCCUUCUGUCGCUUCCGUCUCCGCUAUCCGAGCCUGUCACCCUCCACCUUUUGGGUCUGGAAGAGUCUUGCCCGGGGUUGUCCCAGAGGCCUGUCCAAGCUCCAUAUACAGGCCCCCACUUUGGGCAAAGGGGGCAUGCAGGAGGCAGAGGAGAAGCAGGAGAAAGAAGCUGGCAGGAAUGUGACAGCUGUCAUGGCCCCACCUGCAGGGACCCCACAGGUGGCAGCUUCUUCAGGAGAGGAUCCUGCGAAGGCCCUGGGAGGGCCUUCCAGAGAGGGGGCCCUGCAAGAAGGGGCUGCAGCCCAGGGCCGGCCCCCCAGUGGGUCCCUGACCAGCCAUCCUGUGGUGGCCGAGGCAGUGGGUGGUGGAGACGGCCAGGUGCUGGUGAUGGACAUGCUCGCCACCACAAAGUUCAAGGCCCAGGCCAAGCUGUUCCUGCAGAAGCGCUUUCAGUCCAAGAGCUUCCCCUCCUACAAGGAGUUCAGUGCCCUCUUUCCCCUCACUGCCCGCUCUACCUACUACAUGUGGAAGCGUGCCCUCUAUGAUGGCCUCACCCUGGUCGAUGGCUGA